CAAACCUGCUUCUCCCUUCUCUCGCUGCUUGCUCCAGCACGAUCAUGGCCGCCGUGGCGGAUGCGUUCGCGUCCAAGCUAAUAGGGAUCCUAAAGCGUAUGCCAAAGAAAGAAGUGGAGACACUCCUGCGCGCUCCCGGUGAGAUCACCAAGCUGGAGACAGCCCUCCGUGACCUCUCUCCCAUCCUGGCGGACGCCGAGCGGAGGCGCUUCCGCGAUUCGUCUGAGGAGCGGUGGAUGAGGGAGGUCAAGGAUGCCAUGUACGACGCCGACGACAUCCUUGACAUCUGCCAGAUCCUGGAGAGUGGAGAAGACCCCAUGUUGGCUGAAAGAUCUGCUCCAUGGCGUAGGAACAUCCUAUUGUCAUCCUGCUUCAGCAACCAAGUCGUUCCACACCAGAUCGGGAUUGAAAUCAAGGCGCUCAACAGGAGGCUAGAAGAUGUUAUGAGGCGGAGCUAUAAAUUUCAAUUCACUCUUCAAGCAAUUGGCUCCACGAGGUAUUCCAGCUACUCUGAAACUGGACCGGUUUUUCUCGAACAGGAUAUUGUUGGAUUGAAGAUCCAGGAAGACAGAAGGAAGCUUUGUGAUCUGUUGGUCAACAGUAUGGAUGCUCCCACAAGAUCAGUCAUCGACAAUGUUGUCGUUGUUGCUAUAACUGGCGCAGCUGGGAUAGGAAAAACCACCCUUGCUAGGAUGGUUUUCAACGACCCAAUGGUAGUUGCAAACUUUGACGUGAAGAUCUGGUUGAGCGUAACUCAGGAGGUCAACGGGAUUCGCCUUCUACGAGAAAGUAUAGCUUAUGUCGACGGAAACGCAGAUGGCGUCGCAGACAGCAUGCACAUGCUCCAGGAACGUUUGAAUCGGGCACUGAUGGGACGAAAGAGAUUUUUACUGGUGAUGGAUGAUGUGUGGAGCGACAAGGUAUGGAAUGAUAUACUUGGACCACCACUUAAUGGCGGCCGUCCUGGAAGCAGAGUGUUGGUAACCACAAGGAACGAUGAAGCUGCUCGUGGGAUGCGAGCACAACACCUUCACCGAGUUACCACGCUGGAUCCGGAUGACAGUUGGUUAUUACUGAAGAAGCAGGUAUCUCUAGCCGAAGAUGAGAGAGAUAUUGAUGAUUUAAAAUAUACUGGGAUGAUGAUUGUUGAAAAAUGCAAUGGUUUACCGCUUGCAAUUAAAGUGAUUGGAGGACUUUUAAGGAGAAAAGCUCGGACACGAGAAUCAUGGUUUGGUGUUUUGAACCAUUAUUUAGGGUCGUCAGGCGCACAAUUUGGUGAAGUAUUUCACUCAUUAUACUUGAGCUACCAGGACUUGAGUCCGCAACUGAAGCAGUGCUUCCUAUACUGCUCACUUUUACCUAAAGGAGUAAACUUCGACAGUCCUAAUGUUAUUAACAUGUGGAUCAGUGAAGGAUUUAUUCACCAGGCAGAUCGACGUGCAGACGAACUAGAAUAUAUAGGAACAGAGUACCACCAGGACUUAAUCAUGAGGCACCUAAUAGAACCAGGUGCGUCAUCUAGCAUGCAUGAUAGUGUCCGCUCAUUUGCUCAGCAUAUGGCUAGAGAAGAAGCGUUAGUGGUCCAUAGGGAGCUGCAAACUGAGGUCAGUAGUCCCCUUUUAUCAAAAUUGCGGCGUCUGUCUAUAGAAUCAGCUGAAUCAGUGGCAGUAGAAUGGGCUGAUUAUUUACAGAAGCUGGUGGCACUAAGAGUAUUGAUCAUAAACCGCACAAUUAACUUCAAGCCUGGUGAUUCAUGGAGUAGUUUUUCCAGUCUACGGGUGCUGCAUGUAGUGAGGCUUGCAGAGUCCGAUAGGUUGGUAAGGUCAAUUUGUCAGCUGAAGCAUCUGCGGUACCUGUACUUGUAUGACUCGGAUAUAUCUAGUCUACCAGAUGACAUACAUCGAAUGAAGUUCCUACAGCACAUUGGGAUUGUCAACUGUGGGAGGUUUGUCGAGCUUCCUGUCAACAUUAUAAAGCUAACGCAACUAAGAUCCCUUGACUUGGUUGGAUCAAGUGUUGGUGUCGUACCCAGGGGAUUCGGCAGGUUAACAAAUUUGAGGUCACUUUUUGGGUUUCCAGUACACAGAGACGGCGAGGGCCAGGGCUGGUGCAGUUUGGAAGAGCUAGCGCCUCUAAGAAAACUAAGGAGCCUGAGGCUAGAAGGCAUAGAAAAGGUUGGUGUUAGCUAUUUGGCUGAAGAGGCCAUGAUUAGCAGCAUGGAGCACCUUAUCUCUUUGCACUUGAACUGCAGCACAUCAAUAUCUGCAAAUGUGACCAACUCGGAGCGGCAGCUAAUCCAGGAGGUAUACGAGCACUUGUUCCCUCCACGCUGCGUAGAGAAUCUAGUGAUGGAGACAUACAUUGGGCGUUGGCUACCGAAUUGGAUGUGGGGGGCAGAAGCGGCAGCCUUCGGUAGCUUGAGGUAUAUGGUGCUGCGCAAUCUGGCUAGCUGCGUCAAGCUCCCUGAUGGCUUGUGUCAGAUACCCUGUUUAGAGCGCCUAGAAAUCAACAAAGCACCACUCGUCAAGCAUGUUGGGCAUGAAUUCCUGCGUCACGGUGAUCUGCAGUGUGCAUUUCCCAGACUGCAGGAGCUGGUAUUGCAUGGAAUGGUGCAAUGGCGCGGUUGGGUGUGGGAUCCGUUGAAUGAUGUGCAAGUCAUGCCGGCAUUGGAGGUGCUUCUUGUUGAGCGCUGCAGGCUGAGGAGCUUUCCUCCUGGACUUUCCUGCCAUGCAACGGCUUUGAGACAUUUAGUCAUUGCCCAUGCUCGGCGGCUGGAAUCUCUCGAGGCGUUUUCGUCUCUUGUUGAACUCGAUAUUUGUUUGAGCCCAAGGCUGAGUAAGAUAGCUAAUCUGCCUAGAUUGCAAAAGCUUACCAUCAAGAUCUGCCCAAAACUGAGAGUGUUAGAGGGUGUGCCAGCACUCAGGAGCCUUGUGCUGGAGGACUACACGAUGGAAACUCUGCCUGGAUACUUGCAGCUGCAAGAUGAUGUAUGUCCAGUGUACCUAACACUGGAUUGUACCAUAAAGCUACUCAAAUCCAUCUCCAUGGGAAAGGGUGGCCCCGAGUGGCCCAAAUUCAGUCAUAUCCAGCAUGUAAAUGCCUAUGCAGAAGAUGGAGGACAUCAAAGGAAAUGGUCCGUUCUGUACACAAGAGAACCUUUCAGCUUCGGGGCAUAUAUGCCGGACUCGGACUCGGACUCGGACUCGGAAGGUGCGUACAUACAGAACCUCGCUGACGACAAGCUUGUUCGCAGUGACAUCCGGAGCGAUGGGUCGACAGACAGCCAGACUGAUGACGAGCUUGAUGACAACGAUGAUAUCCCGACUGCUGGGUCGACAGGAGUGGAUUUAUUCAAUGAUGAUAGUGAGCUUGUUGGAAUUGAGAGCCCACGUGAGCAAAUAAUCAAAAUGCUGAUGGAAGGCCGACACACGGACAAGCAACAACUACAAGUGGUGUCCAUCUAUGGAAUUGGAGGUUUAGGCAAGACGACCAUCGCCAGAUCAGUCUACAGACAGAUCUCAAAUCAAUUUGAAUGCUGUGCUCAGGUUUCGGUGUCGGAAAGACCUGAUAUUGUGGGGAUCAUGAAAAGUAUAAUUGAUCAAGUUCGUUGCCCUUAUUCCAGCAUGGAAGAGUUUUCCAAUAUGCAAGAUAAUCUCCAAGUAAUAAUCAAUGUACUCAAAGAAUUCCUCGAAGAUAAAAGGUACUUGAUCUUUAUUGACGACAUAUGGGAAGUAUCAGUAUGGGAAACGAUCAAGCCUACAUUUAUUGGUAAUAACCAUGGGAGUGGAAUAAUUGCCACAACUUACAAACUUGAUGUUGCUGAAUCCAUUGGUGGAGUUUAUUCACUGCCGCUUCUUUCUGAUGAGGACUCCAAAUUAUUAUUCUACAGAAGAACAUGUUUUAGAAGUGAAGCUGGUUGUCCUUCUUCAUAUAGAGACGUAUCCAAGAGACUAUUAAACAAGUGCAGCCGGUUGCCAUUAGCCAUCAUUACUAUAACUAGAUUGUUGCCUGCUUCUCUAAAUUCAGAAGAGGAAUGGAAAAAGGUGUGCAACUCUAUUGAUUCUGGGUUUGAACUUGGUGAUCGUGUAAGCGAUAUGAGAAGAAUUCUGUCACGCAGUUAUCAUGAUCUGCCUCAACAUCUAAGGACAUGCUUCUUGUAUCUAAGUAUUUUCCCAGAGAAUUAUGAUAUUAGGAGAGAUAGUUUGGUACAGAGAUGGCUAUCUGAAGAUUUAAUCCGUGGUGACCAUGGACAGAACUUACAUGAGCUGGGAGAGAGUUAUUUCUAUCAGCUUCUCGAUACUGGCAUGAUCCAGCCAAUAGAAUUUGACAAUGAUGGCAAUGCUCUAGCUUGCCGGGUACCUCUGGUGAUGAUUGACCUCAUUGCCUAUUUAUUAAUCAAAGAAAAGCAUAACACUACAUCAGCUAGCCAACGACGGACUGAUCCGCCGAACAAGGUUGAACGGUUAUCUCUUCAAGUCAGCAAGAAAGAAAAACAUGCUGUAGUAGCAGAAGCAUCCAAGUCUUUCCGGGAGGGUUCACUUUCUAUAUCUUGUAGUUCUGAUUCGGUGGGCACCUGUCCGAUCAUUAAGAAUCUGCGUGUGCUGGUAUUAGAAGGUUCGUUGGAGGAUCGACAUGUUGCUAAAUACCUUGGGAGGAGUUCGCGCCAGUUGAGAUAUCUGAUCCUUGCAAGCACACAGAUUACUGUGAUCCCCAAAAAGGUUGGAAACCUACAGUUUCUGCAGACGCUCGACUUGAGGGCAACUCGUGUAAUUGAAUUGCCUCGUACGUUUGUUAGACUAAAACAACUGCACUGUCUCCUUAUUAACAGAUCAACAAAAGUGCCAGCUGGGAUUAGUAAUCUACAAGCCCUAAAAGAGCUGCAGGACAUCGACAUCAGUAAGUCUCCAGAUAUUCUGGAAGGCAUAUGUACUCUGUCAAAACUGAGGGUUCUCAAAGUUGCCUUGUGGUCAUGGGAUGACAGUUCCAGUAAACUUCUGCCCGAGACUCUCUGCAAACUGAGCACAAGUGAGCUCGAGCAUCUAUCCAUCUCCACCUGCUGUUCGCUAGAGUUCAAGCCAAAUGAUGAUGUACAGAAAGUCUUUCAGCACAUUACAAAGCUUGAGGUACAGCACAGCACGUUUAACACAUUACCAACUUGGAUUGACAAACUGAAAAAACUCAGCUCUCUGUCCAUUGAGGUCUACUUGUUGGAAGAGGAUGCUCUUCGAAUUCUUGGGGGUUUACCUGCUCUCCUUUUCCUAUCCCUUACCGCAAAGAAGACCCCAGAAGCAAGGCCUACUGCAAAGAGGACCCCAGAUGGAAGGGUUGUUACUGAAGAUAAGUUGGUUGUCCACAGCAAUGGAUUCGGUUGUCUGAAAACUUUCCACCUGUUCAGUCGUGCCAUGGUGAUCAAGUUCGAAAAAGGAUCUAUGAAAAGCCUUGAAAGGCUUAAGCUAUCCUUUCAGGCGUCACUUGCAACGGAAGAUUUCAGUUUCGGCCUGGGGAAUCUCUCUUCACUCAAGCACAUCCAAGUUGAAAUUAUCUGCUUCAGCGCCACGGAGAAGGCGGUGAAGAAAGCGGAGGAUGCCAUUAGGGACAUGAUUUGGGGGAGUUCCGGCCAACCUAGGCCUGCACUGGACAUAAGAAGAAGUGCGGAAGAGUACAAGAUAGAGGACAAAAAAGAAUUUAGAGAAGAGGUUAGGGUGUUAUCUCUUGCCUCUAGGGAUGGCCGAACAGCUUCUGUUCAAAAACAGAAUCAAAAACAAAAGAUUGACUGAGCAGAAGAUAUACAGCUGCAGGUACUUUUGGUUUCAGGCUGAGCAUCCUCCGUGUGAUGCUUGUACUUUGGCCGCUUUACUGUUGGAGAAUACUUCUACUGCUGGUCACUUGGAAGUGUGUCAUUCUGGACGUGUAGGCAAGGCACGUGUAACUCAUCUAUCUACUCGCUUGAUUCUGUUUCCUCCUUAUGGGUGCAAGUGCAAUGCAAACUCCUCAUUAAACCUUACUACCCUAGGUGUCAUACACACAUUUAUACUAGUGAAUGCGCGGGGCUAUAGAUGUUGUCACCGAGAUUUUUCUUACGGAUGAUUUUUCUUCUGUCUGAUCCGGAUCUGAGAUUUUGCCACUGUCCUUGGAUACCUUUUCUCAUUGUAAAAUGCUUUUCGUGUAUGUUCCGUGCUUUUGAUCUAAAACAAGUUUUGACAAA
This is a messenger RNA of Panicum hallii, 6205 nucleotides long. Its product is annotated as putative disease resistance RPP13-like protein 1. The transcript is spliced from 7 exons. Gene Ontology annotation, molecular function: ADP binding; ATP hydrolysis activity. Lineage: Eukaryota; Viridiplantae; Streptophyta; Magnoliopsida; Poales; Poaceae. The coding region runs from base 45 to 5777 and encodes 1910 amino acids. The record is from RefSeq and is a predicted model, not a curated record. Gene Ontology annotation, biological process: defense response to other organism.